AUGGAGGAUAACACAAAUAAUGAUAGCAAUAAAAUUGUAAAACAAAAAUUUUCCGGUCAACAAACAAUCUUUCCACUAGCUAGAGUUAAAAAAAUAGCUAAACACAUUCCAAACGUUACUUUGAUUGCUCCAGAAGUUAUAACAGCUAUGAGUUAUGUAACAGAAAAAUUUAUUGAAAUAUUAGCUGAAGAAGCAUUUAGAAAUGCUGGAAUGAUGGGUAGAAAAACAGUCACACGAAAAGAUAUUGAUGCUGUGAUUGAAUCAUCAUUAUCAUUUAAAAUUUUAGAAAAUUGUAUAGAUGAUUUAGAAGAAGUGGAAAAAAUAAAUACAAUAUCAGAGGUUUUGGAUAUUGAAAGUGACAAUGAUGAUGGUGUUGUUGAUCCAGAUGGUAACGAUGAUAUUGUACAGCUCGAAGAAGAAUUGUCUACUAAGACUUUUUAUAUUUGUAUACUUUUUCACAUCUUUCUUCUUGACAUACUAUUCAUAUCAAUUAAACGAUAUUUACGACUAUUUUUAUAUUUAAUGGAUAUUGGUAAAUCAAAAAAAGUUUUUUUAUUUAAAUGUAAAAAUUGUAGAAAAAUAAAUGGUUUCUUUUCUUCUAAUUUACCUGAACAUGCUUAUUGUGUUGUUGAUAAAAGAAAUGGAAUUGUUUAUUCAUUCUGGAAUAAUGGUAUUAGCAAGGAAUGUGCUUCAUUUGAGUGGGCAGGUUGCGUAGAAACUUUUAAUUUAAUAGAAACAAAUAAGUCGAAAAGUAUGGAUGAUUUCUUAAUAUUUUGUGGAAAUUACUUUAAAAGCAAUAUGUAUAACUGUAGUACAUGGAAUUGUUUUGAUUUUGUUUUGGCAUUUCUUAAUUAUUAUGGAUAUCCAUUAAGAUACUUAUCAAAAGAAGUAUUUAUAAGAAAGAUUAUUAUCUUCUUUUUUUUACAAUGUGUUUUAUCACUAUUAUAUCUUAAAAGACAUAUGGCAGAAUUUCUUGAAUCAGAUGAUAACAAUGACAAUGAUCGAUUAAUGGAUAGAAAAUCUUUUAAUCGAGAACAAUUUCGUCUUUUCAAAGAAUCUUUCAGAGAUUAUGUUGAAGUUGAAGAAACUGUUGAGUAUGAUGAUAAUGUUAACGUUUUUGAUUAUAUUUCAAAUAGUAACAAGAAGAAAAUUAUUAAUUUAAUUUUAAAAAUGGAGAAAUUAGAGAAAAAGACAGAUGAUGAUGUUGUACGUAAAAAAGCAUCUGAUUUUCUAAAACAAUUACGGGAAUCUGUGUCGUUGAUACCAACUGCUGGUGAAGAAUUAAGUCAAGAUGAUAUUAAUUUAAAAAAAUUUGAUGAGAUAGAUAUUAAUUUGUUAUUGGGAGAACAAUUUGUAGAAAAAAAUGGGAAAGGUGUUGUUUUAGAAGCACUGACAAAAUAUAAAGAAAAAUGUUUACAUGAAUUAGAAAUUCUACUGAAAGAAUCAGAAGAUUUUCUAAAAAAUAAUAAAAACUUAAGAUGA
This is a messenger RNA of Strongyloides ratti, 1482 nucleotides long. RefSeq names its product Transcription factor CBF/NF-Y/archaeal histone domain and Histone-fold domain-containing protein. Gene Ontology annotation, cellular component: nucleus; epsilon DNA polymerase complex. The record is from RefSeq and is a predicted model, not a curated record. NCBI's taxonomy places the organism in Eukaryota, Metazoa, Nematoda, Chromadorea, Rhabditida, Strongyloididae. Bases 1 to 1482 code for a protein of 493 amino acids. Gene Ontology annotation, molecular function: protein heterodimerization activity. The transcript is spliced from 9 exons.